CAGAAAACCACAGUGCCUUUAUGCCACCUCACUACAAUUCCUUAACAUCUAAUAUCCAUAUUCAAAUGCCCUGAAUUGUCUCAGUUGUUUCUCUACAGUUGAUUUGCUUGAAUCUGAAUCCAAGCAACAUCCACAGGUUGUAUUUACUUGAUGUUUUUGCAAGUGUUCCUGGGUAUAGCAUUCAUGUCUGCCUUUAGAGAUAAGAUUAAUUCUUGAUGGGUGUAGAUGUUGACAGCCUCAAGCAUCCAUUCUGAAGUUCCCAUCAAACUUUCUUUCACCUAAGGGUUCUAGCAUCCAUUGCAAUCAUUGCCUAGGGACAUUAUUUCAUUAGGGAUUACGAAAGGUGAUUCUCAGAUUGCAUCAUUCCUUCUGUAUCGAUGAGCAGAUUUUUUUCUGACCUGUGUUUAUUUCUACUUUUUUAUGUAUACCUUCCUGGGGAGAGUUGUAAAAGGAUACAUUCUUCAUCUUUACUUCACAGAGGAUGGUUCUGGACUUCCUUAGUAAUUCUGUAAUAUGUCCUCAAUUUUCUCAUAUGUAAAUUUGGGGGUAAUUAUGCCUACCUCUUGGGGAUUUUGUGAGGAUUAAAUGGUCCGGUACAUGUAGCUUAAAAAUGGUGCCUGGCACUAAUGUUGGGGUAAGCGCUAGUUAUUAAAGUAACUUUUUCAUUUAAUUCUUCAAGUGUAAUGGAGAGGCAGAGAUGGGAGAGGUUCUUCAUGUGUUGACAUCAGCAGGAUGCUUGAAUUUGUGUAGAGUGAGCUGAGGGAAGUGCUGCUUGCGCACACCAGGCUGUCCUUUGUGGCUGCAUGGAAACACCCAUAAUACACGAAGCGUGUAUCACUGCACACUGUGCAAUGGAUACUGACAAUUGAAGAGGUAGAAUCUGGAACGCACUCUGAAAUGGAGUUAGUACAAUGAAGGGAAGUAGGUAGGUAGGCAGUAUGAGAUGGUGGCUCCAGGUACAGGUUUUUACUGUGUCAUGGCCCUUUGAGUUUUUAUCUGAACAAAGGGCAGCAUGCUUGCCUAGUCUGAUUUGUCUUGUUGUCAUUCUACACUCAACUAGAGCUGUUUGAGAUUGCAGAUCACUUUGGUAGGGGAGGAAGUGCUUUACUUCUUCUUGGCCUUUUAAUCUGCCUUCUCUUUCUGCUUUAAAAAAACCCCACUGUUGAUAAUUGUAUAGAGUGUUGGAAGUUUAACACUCUUGAUCAGGUGUUUAGUCAUUAAUAUUUGAUUCAUUUAUUUAAACAUUUGAGCACCUGCAGUGUGCAAGAUAGUGUUCUAGACACAGACCACAUCAGUGAGCAUCAGAGACUAGAGUCUCUGCCCUCAUGGAAUUUACAUGUUGGUAGUGAGGUGACAGUAAAUAUGAGGAAGUUGUAUAGUAUGUUAGAAGGUGUUGAGUCCUGUGGAAAAAAAUAAAGCAGGAUAAGGAGAGAUUGAGAUGGUUAGGAAGUUACUUUUGAGCAAAGACAAUGAGAGGAGAGCAAGUCUUGUGAAAAUCUGGGGGUGCAGAGUGUGUCCUGCAUAGGGAACAGCCAGUGUCAAGGUCCCGAGGCAUGUUUGGUACAUUGUGCAUUGUGAGUAAAGAGGUGACUGCUUGCUGUGUUAAUGCCCUGUUGUGGGCCAAGGGCCAGAGCUUGGAGACAGGUUAAGAGGCUAGGGCAGUUAACCGGAUGAGAUGGAAUGGUGAUUUGGAUCAGGGUGCUAGUGGUUGAGAUUCUGAGUGGUCUGAUUCUGGAUAUAUUUUUUGAGAGAAAGCUAACAGAUUUUGCUAAUGGAUUGAUUAUGAGUGAGUUGAGAGAGAAAGUGAGCAAGCCCUCAGUGAUGACUGAUAAUUUGGGCUUGAGCAAUAGUAAGGAUGGAGUCACCAUUCUCUGAGGUGAGGAAGAUUGAGAGUGGAACAGCUUUAAGGGGGUGAGCCAAAUUAUUCAUACUCCCAAGGAAAAGGAUAGGUGGUUACAAACACUUCAUUCAGUAAGGACAGUGAUCCAUAGAUUUUGCUAUGAGAACUCGUAUCUAUAGAUCAUAUAGCCAAUUCUCUUAACCUAAUGUCUUAAGGAUGUAAGAGUUAGCAGAUGAGGGAAGGCUGAGAUUCAUAUAGCCUGUGGUAACAAGGUCAGAUGUAGAAUAGACUUUGAGACUUAAUUUUUUAAUUCUGACACUGAAAAAGAGAAUGGAGGCAAAAGCCUUGGACUUGGAGAAUGAGAAGCUGGUUGAGCCUUGAUCUUCUAGCCGAAUUUCCUGCUCUGUGUGUUUUUACUUACAUAAGAAGCCUGUGCCUGGGACUUCUUUUUGUUUUGAAUCUCUUCAUUUUCUUCAUACAUAUAUUCAUCACGAAUGAUCAUACAUAAAUACUUCAGUUGGAUUUUAUCCUCUACACUCUUUGCAGUCUCUUUUGUUAACAUUUGUUAUAUAUACAUCUCAGUUGUUUUCUCUGCAAACUCAAAAUUUUUAAACAUGGGUGAUAUUGAAUGACCUUUUAUUAAUAUUGUUUGUUUCUAUUAAUAAAUGUCCUUUUCAUUAAAGAUAGUGUUGCAUAGUGAUUAAGGGAAGAAACAAUUUAAACCUAGAUGGGAGUGCAAAUCCAGAUGUAAACACAAAUAACUGUAUCCUGGAGUGUUAUACUACCUCAUUGGUUUCAGUUUUCUUGUGUGUAAAAUGAUCAUAAUAAUUGUACUUAUCUUAUAAUUGUUGUGAGGAUUAAAGUAAUGCAUACAGCACUCUAGGCACAGUACCUACAAGGUGUUAAGACUUAGUGCCAGGUAUUUAUUUUUUAUCUCCAUUAUUUAUAACUCAUUUAUGAUAACUAGUCGUUUGCAAGCAAAUAGUGCUGAGCCUUUUGAAUUCUUCCCAUUAAAAGGUAACACAAAAUGCUUAGUCAUUGGGAUUACAUGAUAUGGUGUCAUAGGCGCUACUACUCCGUUACUUUACGUUUUCAUUUCUCUCAAAAAAUAUAGGUUAUUGGAGUUUGCUCCAUACACAUGUUCUGGUAUCAUCCACAUAAAGGUUGAAACCAGUAGUAGUUUCAAAUUUACCCCCAUACCCAAAAGGUCUUCAUUGCUGAGACUUCUUUCGAAAAACAAACAAAACCCAAAAGACCCCUGGUGAGCCACACUUCUACAUUCAUAGAAGCAAAUUAAAAUGACUGUAUCUUGGGGGAUGUGUGUAUAUGGAUGAAAUGAUAAAUCUGGUGAUUUAUGAACUUUUCUAGGUGAAUAAGAUUUUAUUUGACGAAAUGGAUUACUUACAUGGGAAACCAUCCCUCCUAACCCCCCACCCCCCAAUAAUUUGCUAAAAGUAGAGCCAUUCUGGUUGGUAGAGGGUUGCUGGAGGGGGGCUUAAAUCCCUGUUCACUCUGCCUCACCUCCCACCCCUGUGAUGGGACACCCCCGUGUCCCAUCUAGGAACCCUCAGAAUAUAGUUUGAAUGCCAUUUGAGUUCAAUCACGGUUUCAUACAUUUCUUGCAUACUUCCAAAAACUUGAACAGCAAGAUUGUAGGUAUAGUAGAAAUGUUUUGCCAAAGAAAUUUAAGGGCAAGCUCCUUAAAUGUUUUAGGGACUAUUAUAUGAUUACAUGUCUUCAGCUCCACUUGUAAUUUAAAAUUGGCUGGAAUUCAUAUCUGUUGUAUUCGAAACACUCAUUUUCCUUUCGGUGUCACUGAUAAACUGCUAUCAUAGCCAAGCUCUACAUUUUUAAAGUUAAGCAAGGGUUGAGGAAGGCCCUGUUAUGAGUAUGUAUAUACCAAGCGCCAGUAACCUAUUCCACUAGAGGAGUUUGCUUUGUUGGACUUUGAAUCAAGAUAACAAAAGUGAAAAUGUGUCUGAAAAGUCCGUAAGUAGAAUUUUAUAUAAAUUUAGUGAGUUUUUUUGUAUUUAACUUGAAUGAAGUGAUGUAGAUAGGAGCUAAUAGUUGAGUUGGUUGGGAGCCUGUUUAAAAUAUUUGUGACAGAACUGCAUAUUUAAUACAUUAUUUUAUUUAGUUCUUUUUAUCUAUAAAUAACUUCUAUGAGGCUCCUAAAACACCUGGGGUAUCGUUGAUAGUUUAAUUUGAAAGGAGUCGAUAUCACCACUUCCAGUCUAUGCAAGUUGUAGACAGUGAAGUGACGUUUACUGAGCACCUGCCUGUUGCACUGGGCAACACACUUUCUAGGUGUUACUUACUCCUUAUUAAACCAUUAGGAGCUGCGUGGUGCCUUCAUUUUACAGACGAGACAGUUGAGGCUCAUAGAGAUUACUUGCCUAAGGUCCUGCAGUUAGGAAGUGACAGAGCUUGGACCCCCAGCCCUUCAAAGCUCGUCUGCUUUCUUGACCAUGCCACCUACACAUGUAAGUUUUCAGACGUGUCGGUGUGUUCUGUACCCCUUAAAUUACUAGUUAGUAAAGGGAAUAUUUUCCAUCGAAUCAGAAAAUGAGCAAGACUUGGCAAGCCUACUAUUGACAGUAGUGGGCUCUGCCUAUUCAGAUUGUCCUUUUGAAUGUUUGGUUUUUAAAUCGACCCCAAAGCUAAAACGAUUGUGGUUUGGUCACAUUGAGGGUCACUUUGUUCUACUCUUUGGUAGUUCACGAGCCUCAUUGAGUUUAUUAUGACUUGCAGCCCUGAUGGCUUUAAGGUUUGUUUUUCUUGUUCUUUGUUUGGUUUUUAUGGCAGAUGACUUUCUUUUAAGAGUGACCAUACAUCCUGGAUUUUACACAAUGUCCCAGAAUAGCUUCCUAGCUUGGAAGAUAAACUAUAUGUUCUCCCUAGAUAAUAGAAGAGAGAUGUUAGAUUUGGUCAUAACUAAUUACGUUUUGAUUAUAUUACCUGAAGGGGUUUAAUAGCUGAUUUAAAUUUGGUCUUACCUAUUUUACUCUUUAUAGUUCAAACACAGCAAAUAUUUGUGUACACUUCUUUAUUUGGAUUAAUUCUUUAAUUGUAAUUUAAUUCAUCCAAGUAAAUGAAAUAGUACUUUCAUGUACCAAGAUUGUAUUUUAAUUUUGUGCGGAACUAUCAACAAAACACUGCUUUCUGAGACAGAAGCGCCCUCCUGUUGGGGAGAGUCUCUCUGUUUCACAACACCCUUGUGUUUGAUUGAAAUCAGCUCAAUUUCUUACACUGGCCAUCAUAACUAGGGGACCAUUUCUUUAUACAUUCUACGUCUAUUACUCUCAUUACAGAAAUAAUCGUUUUCUUAAAAAUGCACUACCAAGGAGCCAACCCACAUACUUACCAUUACUAUACCUACUUUAUUACUUGUCCCACAUUUCUCACUUAAGGGAUUUAUCUGAACCAUGAACCAGCUUAGUCCUAGAAAUAUAAAAACAUAAAUUAAAAAAUUUCAUUUUAGCUGGAGAAAAAAUUUUUCCAUGUAUAUUCUUUCUAACAAUAAAGGAACUCUGGAUAGUGUUCGUUAUAUUUUUGUUGUAGAAAUGUUUACUUUUUUAAAAGAGUGAGAAAAAAUAUGCAAAACUUGUAUAUUUUAUUUGGAACCAUUUUUUAAGAAUUGCACACUUCAUCUCCUAAAAGGCUGUGACAGUCUCUCUUAAUGACUAGGAUGUGAAAUUUGGCUGCAUUGUAUUAUAGUAUUUUAUAUUUUUCUGUAAACUAAUUUGAUCUGUUUUUGUUUUUGUUUCCUUUUCCAGUCUUUACUAGGUGCUGGUCUCUGGAUGUUUUUUGUUUAAAUUGGAAAAAUCUUAAAUCUGUCCACAGACUGCUAUGGUAUCCAGUGAGAUGGGGACUGUUGGCAGUGGCUUUUGAAGGAUCUGAGGGGCAGAAAGAGCUGAGAACUCGGCCUUGAGCUAGUGUUUGGCGUCUUCCUGCUGCCUCUCCUGUGGGCCCAACAUCUUUUCUCUCUAGCUUACCUGCCAGCUGUUCUAGGGAAGUUAGGGGUUAGACCAGUCUAAGCAUUCAUCACGGAGCGGAAUAUGGCUUAGGUAUCUUACUUGCAUCAUAUUUGACGAUGGGAAGGUGUUGUUUAUUUUAGCAGUGCUUCCUAGUGAUCGGAGAAGGAAGGGCUUGUUUUGUCUCUGAGCCCUCUGCUCUUUGAAUAGAUAGGCUGCUGCAGCAGCCGCUGCAACACAUAGCCCCUUCCACCUUCCCUCCAGACAAACAUAAAAGCACUCUGGCUGUUUGUCCCUUCUUGAGGAGACAGAUGGUCAAGUAUUGCCGUUGAGAAGAGAGACACUUGAAAUGGCCCUUCUGACCAGUGAGCUAGGCUUAUCUGUGUGUAAGUUGGAACAAAAUGGCAAGGGUAUGGCUUGGAUGUUGGAUGGCAGUGGGAGCUCUGUUGGGGGGCAGGGAUCUCAUAAUUGCCAACUACAGUUUUCUUUGUAAUUGAGGACCUAACCCUUAUACUGAAAUGUUACAGGUACCCUUUUAAAUAAUUAAUAUUUAUUAGUCACCUGAUUAGAUUUUAUUAAAAAUUUAGGUAAUUCUUCCUAAAUAAUGUCCAAGUAUUUUUUUAAAUAACUUGAACAUUUUGGGGUCAGAGAAAGUAGUCAUAGAAAUACAAGCAGCUUCAGGUUUUGGCAAGUAUGAAGUGAUACAAAUACCAACUUUUAGUGUAUUUUAUGUUUUUGUGUGUGGCAGUUUUACUCAUGCCAGUCAUUAUUGACACUGGCUUUUAGGAGGAAAGAUUUUAGUUUUUUUUAGUGUAACUGUUGUAGUGCUUUAUGCUUAAAAAGGCAUAAAGAUGGGUUUAAGACAUUUCUACAUGGCAGCAUUAUUAAUUAGACCUAAUAACCUAAUUCGGUAGCGUGUUUAUCUUUAAGCAUUAUUUCCAGCUCUUUUCCUUACCAGUAAGAGGUGUGUUGUUAAGUGUUUAGUACUGUGGUCUAUUUGGAAAAGAGGUGGCUUUUAGUAUCAUUUAUAGGACUUAAUAAUUUUUAAAGGAAAAUAUCUAGAUUCAUCAAAAAGCAUCUGCUUUGUCAAGCAUAAAAAAACAUUUCACUCUGAGGUUGCCUUAUCUCAAAAGGAGAAAUCACUUUAGGAGUUAACAUGUGGAAGGCAUUAGGUUGAAUUACAAAGUGUUUUUCAUAUUGGUCUUUCAGCUCCAAUUAUAAUAACUUUGAAGAUUCAGAAUUUGUCUCUUUUUCCAGGAGAAAACCCGUCAUAUUCAUAAACUCAAUUUUAGGGUUGGUACAGUAGGCUUCACUAGACUUAGCUGCAACUCAGAAUUUCUCCUCCAGCACCUGAGUAAAUGCUGAUGGUCUUGUGGAGAGUGGAUUAAGAGUACGAGCUAAGUUCUCAAUCCCAAUUAAGAAGCGGAGGAAAAUUUAAACUGUCUCCUUCAAAGUUUAUCACAACCGCCACCAUCAAGACAGCAAACCAAAGGACAAAGACUUUGACCUGCUGUGUUGCUCUGUGUAGUCCAGUUCACGUAUGGUUUACAGACUUGGCUGGGGUUACUAAUGAGUAAAUAAAAAGUUGGACACUUCUGUCACUGGACACUUUUAUUCACAAAGUUACCAAAAUGAGGGCUGUACUGGAGACAGCAGACAUUGCCAUAGUGGCCCUGUAUUUUAUCCUGGUCAUGUGCAUUGGUUUUUUUGCCAUGUGGAAAUCUAAUAGAAGCACUGUAAGUGGAUACUUCCUGGCGGGGCGCUCUAUGACCUGGGUAGCAAUUGGUGCCUCUCUGUUUGUGAGCAAUAUUGGGAGUGAGCACUUCAUUGGGCUGGCAGGAUCUGGAGCUGCAAGUGGAUUUGCAGUGGGCGCAUGGGAAUUCAAUGCCUUACUGCUUUUGCAACUUCUGGGAUGGGUUUUCAUCCCGAUUUACAUCCGGUCAGGGGUAUACACCAUGCCUGAAUACUUGUCCAAGCGAUUUGGUGGCCAUAGGAUUCAGGUCUAUUUCGCAGCGUUGUCUCUGAUUCUCUAUAUCUUCACCAAGCUCUCAGUGGAUCUGUAUUCGGGUGCCCUCUUUAUCCAGGAGUCUUUGGGUUGGAACCUUUAUGUGUCUGUCAUCCUACUCAUUGGCAUGACGGCUUUGCUGACUGUCACCGGAGGCCUUGUUGCAGUGAUCUACACAGACACUCUGCAGGCUCUGCUCAUGAUCGUUGGGGCACUCACACUUAUGAUUAUUAGCAUGAUGGAGAUUGGCGGGUUUGAGGAAGUUAAGAGAAGGUACAUGUUGGCCUCACCCAAUGUCACUUCCAUCUUGUUGACAUACAACCUUUCCAACACAAAUUCUUGUAAUGUCCACCCUAAGAAAGAUGCACUGAAAAUGUUGCGGAAUCCAACAGAUGAAGAUGUUCCUUGGCCUGGAUUCAUUCUUGGGCAGACCCCAGCUUCGGUGUGGUACUGGUGUGCUGACCAAGUCAUCGUGCAGAGGGUCCUAGCGGCUAAAAACAUUGCUCAUGCCAAAGGCUCUACUCUGAUGGCUGGCUUCUUGAAGCUUCUGCCAAUGUUUAUCAUAGUUGUCCCAGGAAUGAUUUCCAGGAUACUGUUUGCUGAUGAUAUAGCUUGCAUCAACCCAGAGCACUGCAUGCAAGUAUGUGGAAGCAGAGCUGGGUGCUCUAACAUUGCUUACCCACGCCUGGUGAUGAAGCUGGUUCCUGUGGGCCUCCGGGGCUUAAUGAUGGCAGUGAUGAUUGCAGCUCUGAUGAGUGACUUGGACUCUAUCUUUAACAGUGCCAGUACCAUAUUCACCCUCGAUGUGUACAAACUCAUCCGCAAGAGUGCAAGCUCCCGGGAACUAAUGAUUGUGGGGAGGAUAUUUGUGGCUUUUAUGGUAGUGAUCAGCAUUGCAUGGGUGCCCAUCAUCGUGGAGAUGCAAGGAGGCCAGAUGUACCUUUACAUUCAGGAGGUGGCAGAUUACCUGACGCCCCCAGUUGCAGCCCUGUUCCUUCUGGCGAUUUUCUGGAAGCGUUGCAAUGAACAAGGGGCUUUCUAUGGUGGAAUGGCUGGCUUUGUUCUUGGAGCAGUCCGUUUGACACUGGCCUUUGCCUACCGUGCCCCAGAAUGUGACCAACCUGAUAACAGGCCAGGCUUCAUCAAAGACAUCCAUUACAUGUACGUGGCCACUGCGUUGUUUUGGGUCACAGGACUCAUUACUGUAAUUGUUAGCCUUCUCACGCCACCUCCUACGAAGGAACAGAUUCGUACCACCACCUUUUGGUCUAAGAAGAGCCUGGUGGUAAAGGAGAGCUGCUCCCCAAAAGAAGAACCAUACAAAAUGCAAGAGAAGAGCAUCCUGAGAUGCAGUGAGAAUAGUGAGGCUGUCAACCACGUUAUUCCCAAUGGGAAAUCUGAAGAUAGCAUUAAGGGCCUGCAGCCUGAAGAUGUUAAUCUGUUGGUGACCUGCAGAGAGGAGGGCAACCCAGUGGCUUCUUUAGGUCAUUCAGAGGCAGAAACACCUGUAGAUGCUUAUUCCAAUGGGCAAGCAGCUCUCAUGGGUGAGAAAGAGAGAAAGAAAGAAACAGAGGAUGGAGGCCGGUACUGGAAGUUCAUAGAUUGGUUCUGUGGCUUUAAAAGUAAGAGCCUCAGCAAGAGGAGUCUCAGAGACCUGAUGGAGGAGGAGGCUGUUUGUUUACAAAUGUUGGAAGAAACUCCACAAGUUAAACUAAUACUGAAUAUUGGACUUUUUGCUGUGUGUUCACUUGGAAUUUUCAUGUUUGUUUAUUUCUCCUUAUGAACUUUUAAGGAUAUGAUGAGACACUAACUUAAGAAAAUACUGGUCUUUGAAAAAAAACAAAAAAACAAAAAACAAAACACCUAUGUAACUGUUGCAUCUCUCAGGCAUUGUUUACGCUGUAGGUUUUAGCCAAAUUUUACUUAGCAGAAAAAUCAUCUAUUUGCAAGACUUUAUUUUCCCAGAGAUGGAUGAAAGUAAAAUUUCAAUCUAAAUGAAGUAAAACUUGUUUAACAGACUGAAUUGUGCAAAUGUGGUUUAAAAUUUUCCAUACCAAAGUAAGGAGAGACCAAUUAUUCUCAUAGAGCACUUAGAGCAGAAUAUAUGCUAAGAUAUCACGAAUAAGAUAUACUGUCUGCACUGCCAAAUCUUGGUAGGCCUUCUUACCCUGAAGUAGAAGACUUGCUCAUUUUAAAGUUUUUUCUCUCUCUGUAAUCCCUACUUCCGUUUUAAAAAACUGAAUUUGUAGACAUUGUAUAAUCAAUUAUGUACUGAAAAUCUAACAUGUGCUUGUUUCAGGGCAAGUUCGUUUGCCAGGUUUGUUUUGUUAGCAUGAGCCUAUGGAUUCUGAAUGCUGAAAGAAAGGAAGAAGAAUGUUUUCCUGUAGCUAUUCUUGUACCACCAGUAUAUGGAAUGUUGGGAAAAAGUUUGUUCCAGUUGUUUUUUUCUUUUUUUCCUACUUUGAAGUUGAAGUGAACCAUACUCAAAUGACCACCAAGUCUGUCUUUAUAAAGUUGUAUGUCAUGAUUGUAUUGUAAAUGAUUAUGGGGGAGAAAAUGAAGUAAACAUUGCUGAUGAUCCCCAGAUUUACUGACCAAAUUAAGAUCAUUUAUAUAGUUUGGAAAUUAGCAUCUCCUAAGCAGCAUUUGAUUGACUAAGCUGAACAGAUGAUAGUCUAAUACUAAAUAUCGGACUUUUUGCCGUGUGUUCACUUGGAAUUUUCAUGUUCUCAUACUUCAUUAAUUCUCUAGCUUUGUUCUUGUCAUUUGGUAACAUUCUUUAUUAGCCAGGUACCUUCCCAAGUGGAUCCAUUUGGAAGAUAUGUCCGGAAAUUUGAAGAAGAAUUAACUCUGCCUUUGUGCUGGGUCGCCCUACUUGAUUAGAUCAUGAGAUAUUGCAGUUGAGUUUUUAGAGUGAAAAUUUAAUUCUCAGAUCAUAUUGUAUCCUUGAUAAGUCUUUUUUCCCCGAUUUACUUUUUUUUCAAAAGACUUACCAUGUGUACACAGCCUCUACAUUUUUGCUUAAAAAGUUAACAGUGACGUAGAGUGUGAUGAUAUUUCGAUGCAAACUGACCAUCAGUAACAGAAAACUCAAGAGUGCAUGCUUUGCCAUUGGUGGAUUGUCAGUAUAGUUUUUCUGUAGAAUGGAUAGCGUGUUCAAGAGGUGCCAUGAACAAGAACUUCUACGGGUUCAGUAGUGUGUCUUGUAGAGGAGAUGACAGGACUUGCGUUAAUUGUAGGACCCUCUAUCUUGACAUGGCUUCGUACCCACUUACAGCCUUCCUGGAAGAGAAUCCAUUUUUCACAGGCUGAUUCCCUUCAUGAGGACAGGGUACAAAAGACGUUUGAGAAAAGCUCUACAGAUUAGGUAGUUCUUUGUGUGUCCUGUCCUUUUUCCUCCAUGACAGAUGAAGGAAACUAAUUGUGUAUCUACUUUGACUUUUCUGUAAUCUCUGAUAUUUUUUAAAUUGCAUGAUUUUAUUAACCUUUAUUCUUCAGGGGAAAAUUAUUACUUUUUUAGAUAUCUUUGUAGAUUUUGAAUCAAAACUCAGUCCUAAUGACUUUAAAUUUUUUUGUAUUUGUAAACUAGUUUCAUUAUGAUGGAUUUGAUUAGUUCAAAGUUGAUUUUAGAAAUUAUCAGGUAGCAUAAUGUCUUCCCAUCUCCAGGGGGCUUUCUGAAGGACUGAGUCUGUAGAUGAAAAAAUAAUUCAUGUACGAAUAGUAUGGUUUCUGAGAGCAUAUUAGAGUGCCUUGUGGAAUUUUGUUCUCAAUUUCAUUCUUAAGGUUUAUAAGCUGGGGGCCAAAUAAAAAUAAGGACCAUCCUUUUCUUGUGUGGAGGCUGAGGCUGUGACAUGUCCAAGGUUACAAAGUCUGUUGGGAAGAACAGAAAACCAGGUGUCCAAAUCUGGAUUCAUGGUUUGUCCUCUUCUUUUCUCAAAGGAACUGUUCUUCCUUUGAGACAGCUUUUUGAUAUUUGGGGAAAUAACAGGAUCUUAGAUUUUUCAAAUUGACAUUAAGUUGUAGGAAUUAAAAUUUUUCUUUGACUCUGAACACCUUGCUGUGUAACUCAGCAGUGAGGAUUGACAUAUUGGCUGAGCAGCCUUCUUACCCCUUGUAUUAAAAGCAUAAAUGAAUAGGUGGUAUUUAAGUGGAUUUUUCCCCCCCUUUAUUUAAUGUUGACUCCUAAUAGUUUGGGAUAUUAGCAUCCCCCUGCCUUCUCUCUGCUGUUGUCUUAGUAUGAUACAUAAAAUACAUCAUCUUGUGUCUAUUCAUGUGUAUAUAGCAGUAGGUCAAGUUUAGAGUACUAAUGUUUGUAAAUAAGGAAUGAUUAUUAGCAUAUCCAUUAGGAUUGUUUAUUCUUGCCAGUAUAAACAUUUUAUUUCGACUGAAGUCCCUGAAGCUUGCCCUUCUUAUUGCUUCCCAGUAAUAGAUAAUGUGCUUGAAUAAGUAUGUGAAUUCCUGAUUGCAACUUCAUUUCAGGGGACCGUUCUUCAGUCUGUAUUUCAUUAGAAUGAUUGUUCAUGGAAUGAUAACGUGGUCUGUCUUAAAGCUAGCAAAAUAGUCAUACUUUACACUAACUAAAAGGGUCCUAAAUGAUGACAUUGAUACCUAGACAUUAACAUGUAUAUGUUUUCAUAUUGGCUCAAGCUGAAGUUCAGAAUUGGCUAAGAGUGAUUGACUACAAUAGUUAGCUGCGAGUCAAAAUGAAGCGAGGACACUGGUGUUCAAAGGUGGAGAAAAAUAUUGUCUUAUCUGCUGUUAAUGGUAUCCCCAGUUCUUAGAUUUUUGUCCUCUCAGGCAAUCUUAGUCUCCAGAUCUGAUGAGAAGAGCUUAUUACCCUGACAUGCAGAAUGAUUAUUGGUUCCUUUGUGGGACCUCUAAUUUCCCUGUUCAUCUAAGAAUAUUUUGUCCUCCUACCCAAGACAGUAAACGGCUUUUGAAACAGCUGAGCCAGUCUUUUUCCCCAGCCUUUCUUUCCUGGUGAGGUUAUCACUCUUAUCUUUUGGUUAGAGAAGCAUCAAGCAGUAGCAAUGGUGCUGUGUCCUUUGGCCUAAAUCCAGCAGAUCUGAUCUCCCAAGCCUUCUUUUUCACUUGGCUCAAAGGAUCCAUUGUCUUUUUGCACAAAGAGGCUGGCCUGGGUCACAAAGCCCUAGCUCUUGGGGAUGGCAAGUCAAGUAAUUAGUGGGGGCCCAUCACUCCAUGAAACUUCACAUUUUAAGAAUUGAGUGGGAAGGUUGUUACUCAGUUCUCCAACCUGAGGCUAAGUGGGGGCUUGAAAGUCUUGUCCAGGGUGAUUAGAACCUUUAAGUCUCUACAUUUCUCAGUCCAUUGCUGUCUUCCCUAUAUUGGGUGUGUGGAUCUUCCCCCUCUCUCUUUAGAUAUCAUUUAAUGUAGCGUAUGGGUUAUUCUCAUUCUUUACCACACUAUAGAGCUGCUAUAUUAUUAACUAUUAAAAGGUUAGACCCAUCACUGUUCCCACUUGGCAGUAUUCGGCUUACUUGCUUUUCUUAUACUUUACUCCCAUGUGUCAUUUUCAUCUGAGGUAUGAUGGCUGAAAAUGACCACAUGGGUAUCUAGUAGUGACACCUCAGCAUUUCCUGAGUUUGGGUUGAGAGAUGUAUAAAGACCAUUGUUAAAUUACGUGAGUACGGAGACUUGCCAGGACAAAAUUUUCUUAUGAAGUCAGAAACACUAUUAAGUGAGAUGCUGAGAAGUACCUGGGUGAUGCAGACUUAACAGAAGACAGAAUUAGCUUAAAAUGUGUUAGAUGUAGAAUCAUAUUCAUUGAACCCUAGAACUUGAGGCAUCUUUGCUAUCAGCUAGUUUAAACCCCUCCGCAUAUAGAUUAGGGUACAGUGAAUAAGAUCAAGCUUGUUAAACCCUGGUUUGAUGUUGAAUAUCGUAAAGUAUGAGUUUAUUAACAUAUUUGAGGUUAAAAUGACUGAUAUUUCAUAAUGAUACUUUAGUAGAAAAAAAUGGUUUUAGGCUUCAGUAUUCAUAAGAUUUAUCAUUAGCCAGGUGUUAAAUUGUUCAAGUCAUUUUAAUGUUGACAUUAGCCUGAGCAGACUUUACAAAUGGGAUAUAUUCCUAUUUGUGUGUAUGCCUACCUACCAUUCAGAGAGACUGGUUUCCCCCUUUAUUUGUCUUCCCUCACAUUGCUUUAAUUAUUCACCUAUUCUUUCAACACUUAACAGAUUCCUAUUUUGAUCUUUUGUCAGCUUAAUUCACUUUCUUUCAGGCUUAUUGUCAUGGUGUGCAGAAGUGCUGCUUUGCCCCAUAUUUGAAGGUCUGGAUCCAAAUAGUGAUUCACUAAAUAUAGUUGUGUUUAAAUAUACUAAAUUUCUAUUAGCUUAAACUGUUCUCAAGAAUUAUUUUCUUAGACUUUGUGUUCACUAAUAAUAAAAGCCCUUAAAAAUUCAUCAGUAUUUUAUUCUCGAAACUCAUUUUUCAAAAAUUAGGAGGCAAGAAUAGUUAAAUUCACACCAGUCCCUUUGAAAUGAUGGUAUCACAAUAUAGAGAGGAAUGGAGUUUGUUUUGAUGCUGAAAAGCCUUGUUCUUGCAGUAAUUAAAGGUAAAAAGUUGGAACUAGUCAGUUGGCAUAUAGAGAAACCCUUUUGUACUAGUUAGGUAUGAAGCUGGAUUACAUAAGAAGUAAUCUUUUGAUCACUACGUUUGGUUUUCUUGGUUGACUUAACUCAGGGCUGCAAACCACUUUUCCUCCAUUAAGCUAACUUCUCUUAAUUUGGUAUGCUUUUUGUCAAACUCUCACCUCUGUUGGAAGAGUAGAUACUCAACUACUUUGACUCCAGAACAGAAUUUAGCUAAGGUUCAAAAUAAUUGAUGGGCUUUGCCAGCACUGAGUCCCACACCAUUAUUCACGUUGUCAUAUAAAUGUUUUUAUUUAAACUUCUCUCUCCAGUGCUGGGAAUAAUGCUUUAAACUACUGAUUCACCUUUAAAGGAAUGUUAAGAGAAUUGAUAUAAUUAAUGUUUGUUUCCAUCUCAAAUCCUUUAUAAAAGAUAGGAUUUAGCUUAUUGUUUUGGGUUAAGCACCCCAUUUAUCUGGUAACUAACAGGCUUAACCAUUGGCAUAUAGUCUUUUACUCAGAAGUAAACAAAAAAGGUUUGAUGUAUCUGUAUCAUUACUCACCUCGUGCACUUUACUUUUUUGGGGAGGACCAUAAUCUGAGACUUGACUUAAACCAAUAAACUUAAUUUAUGUAAUGACUUUUAAAAGUUUGGUUUGGUUACCUGGAUAUAUAGCGUGUUUGAAGAGAGGGAUGCUAGAAUAAGUCAAGACAAAGCACAGUGGUCUCAGAUUCUUGUUAGUGUAGGAGCAGUGCUUUGCUCUCCUCAGAGAAGCACUGUAUUAUAAUUGUUGCCCAGGAUAACGGAGCCCCCCACCCCAGUUCAAGACAGUUUACAGUAAGUGAACUCUGUCAUUGAGGGAAAUACAUUUUCCAGUGAUUUCGGCAACAGCACAAGUUGACAGUAGAUAACCACACCUUUGUUGGAGACUUAUGUUGGAAAUUCACCUUGUACCCUAGUGCUGCUGGAUAAAGGAGUGUUUACUUUUUUUUAUUGCCUCUGGACAAACUACUCUGGAUAAUUUUCCAAUAUAUCAGUGUAGCCUAUACCUCCGUAAGUGGAAUGUUCCUUAAUAACUCACUUUUUUGUUAUUCUAGUUGGAAACUGAAAUUAAGCUCAUUGCUAUCUAUAUUAUUGAAACCCCCAAUUGGCAAAGGCCAUUCUGUAGGGUAUUCCAUAAUAUAAUCAUCUUCUGAAAUUUAUGUUUUGAUUAGUGCCUUCUGGUUGCCAAUAUUGAAUCCGCUAGUUCACACCUUUCCCUUUCUUGAUAGAUAACUCUUAUUUGUUACAAUUCCUCUUUUUAAAUAUUGUUAUAGCUAGUGAAGGAAAUACAUUUAUAUUUACAUACUUUAUAUGCAGUCUCUGUUUAAGUUCAAGGAACCAGGUAAGUCUGGUUUGUGUUGCAGCUUAAAUGUUAUUUAUUCAUCUGUAUUUGUUUCUUUUAUAUCCUUAAUUAAAAAUUUAAGGUUACUUAUUCUGUGAGUGUAUUUUAACUUUAUCAUUUUCCAGUGUAGGUUGGAUAGGCAUAUCUGAGAACAUAUAUGUGACAACAGUUUCACAUUCCAUGAUAAGGAAAAAGCUGAAAGUAAGCGUCCAUAGAAAGCACAAAACCAUGUUCCCUCAUAUUUGUAACUCCACAUGUAGAAAGCACAAGACUAACAGUAUUCUCAUUAUCCCACAAGUGCCAGGCAUAAAAAGCCCACCAUGGGUUUGUCUCGAGUUGUCAGGAUGAGGACCGCAGUACUGAAAGCCCUAGACAGUGAGGUACCUAAGAUAGGGGUCCUAAAUCAUAAGGGAUUCAGCGUUCUAAUCUGAGUACGUUUGUACUGCUUUGGUGGAGGAGAGAAUACCAAUGUCAAGAAUACUGCAAUUGUAUUGGGGGGUUACUAGCUAAAAUGGGGUCUGUGGGCUCUUUCCUACAAUCUGGAACUUGAGAAACAGGGACAGACUUCUAGGUUUUUGGUGGGUGGAACAUUUUGACAGACUUCUGCUUUAAGCUGUAGAGCCAUUGGAUUUUUUUUUUUUUUAAUCAUAAAUCUUUAGGAAAUUUUACCUCCCGUCAAUAGUACCCUGAAAACAUGGAGAAAUCUCACAUUUUAAUAGGGCAAAUACUAAUCUUUAAUCUUUGUGUAAAUUUAAUCUAAACUUAAUGAAGUUUUUUUUCAUAUGCUUCACUGCACUUCAUUUUAAUAGAGCAGAAUUUGAUCCAAGUGUUACGAGCAUCAAACUAACUGAGACAGAUCUGCCAAAUGAACUACUUUGCUUUUCACAAUGGUUGUAAGAGUCUAAAGGAUUCUUUUGCCUGUCUCAUUACCCGCUUCAAGACUAGAUUAGAUGAAAUCUGUGAAUAUGCAUGCAAAAGAAGAAAAUAAUGUGUUUUCUUGAACUCGACAUUAUCCUUAUUUUACUCGUCACUUUCUUCACCUGAAUAGUCCCUGUUUGUAAACAAUGAAUAAAUACAUCUGUGUCUUGGAUUUUGCCUGUAUGUCAAAAGAUGGAAGGACUCUAAGGAUGGAGAGAUGUGACUAUCUUUGUUCCCACUCUCCUCUAUUUUGUAUGUUUAUCUUCUUAGGGAUAAUCAACUUUAAUAAUAUAUGGAAUGAAGAUUAAAGCUGGUGUAGACUAAUGGAACAUGUUUUAGAAGAAUUAACCUGAGCACUUUGAGGGAGAGACUUACCCCCUCUAGCCAAAAGUCGCCAGGUUGUGGACCUACAGCAUUUUUUUAAGAAUGUAAAACCUCAGGCUUCGGUGGGGUUACUGGAGAGGAGUACCAGAAAUGCAGGAGAAAGGAGAGGUUUGAGGAACAUCUUUGGCUUAGCAAUAUGUGAUAAGGCAAAGCAGUAAUAACCUGUUAGUCCUGUGUAGAAUGUGUUCUGUACCUUUAAAUUUUGUUUUAAAAUUUAAAAUAGUUUUUAAGAACUUAAAGGAUGCUUUUGAAGAUUCCUUUGACAGAAUAUCUUUCAUCUGUAAUUCCAUGGAAAAUUGCUUUAAUUAGUCUAGGUGAAAGUAGUCCUAGCGGUGUAAAUAUGUAUAAAUAGAAUUUUCUAAUUUCACUGUGAGAUCUCUAACUUUUGAGUGGCAAACAGAUCAACAAGUCUUUUGCUCAUGGACUUUUCUGUGGGGUUGUUAAAAUGCAAAAGCUUUAUUUUUUAAAUAAUGACAUAUUACAUUAGUGUCAGAUGAUGGUAUGGAAUCUGUUGCCCUGCUUUCCCCCACCAAUAUUGCUUCAGUUUAUAGAUUGCCAACAGAGUUCCAAAAUAAAGCGAGGAUUUACCCAUUCUUUGCUUGGACAUCCCAUUUUCUGUUGCCUGGACCUAUGUUGGCAAUCACAUAUGAACUAUGUUAGGCUUCUCAGUGCUUCUUCUUCUCCUUUUUUUUUUGAUAAGGUGGAUAUCAAAAAUAGUUGCUGUGCAAAAGUUAGUAGUCUUCUUCAAGAAGAAAACCAAUUCCUUUUCUAAUAUCCUGUGAAAUUGCUUCAUUCAUUCCUUUAUUUUUAAGCCAAAUGUCAGCAGAGUACUGCUGCUUUUAUCUAGUAAUUUUGAUAUGUAAGUAUUAAUGCAUUUUUAAAAGAUGUCUACAUUGAAAAAUGUUUUUCCCAGUGUCCUGCCUCUUAAGCUUUGUUCAGAUGUUCUGUGAGAGACCAGUCUGUGCACUGGGGUUGUGUAUUGUAUACAUGGAUUGUUUUGUCAGUUAUGCAUUGUAGACCAAAUGUGAUUUUAAAUGAAGUUGUUGGGUUAUUGGUGAGUUUUUUGAAUUGUAAACUGAUUUCCAGGGUACCUUCAUUGUCCACAGCAUUUUUUUUUUUUUUGUAAGGUUUGACUGAUCAGGUCCAUCUCACUGUACAAUGUUUUAGUUGCAAGCAGAAAGUAGAAUUUGGUAUAAACCAGGUUACUUCCAUAUUGAAAGGAAUGCAAUUAAAAUUGUAGAUUUAGGAUUGUUAACCAUACAUGACAAUUCUAACUUGACUUAUUCUAACCUAUUGUAUACAGUCUUAUUUUUUAAAUUGUAGACAUGUAUGAUCUUGGUUUAAUGUGUUUUUAAAAGUGUUACUGUUUAAAAAUGAAAAAAAAUGAAGCGAAUCUGCUAAAGAGCUGUCAGUUUUCAUUACUGACUCUGUAAAAUACACUGUUCUUUGUGUACUAUGUGUUAUUUUGCCAGCUGCUGCAUUAGCCUUUAAAAGUAUUUGGAAAUUUAAGAUGAACUACAUUUCUUGCAAAGUAUAUUCCUUUCUGUGGUAUUUUGUCCUGUAACUGAAGUAUAGUAAUUAUUUUAUGGAAAUGUUAGCACUUCUGUACCAACUUUGAAUAAAAUGAAAAAUUUA
This is a messenger RNA of Balaenoptera acutorostrata (minke whale), 18727 nucleotides long. It is a transcript of the gene SLC5A3, whose product is annotated as solute carrier family 5 member 3. Gene Ontology annotation, molecular function: D-glucose:sodium symporter activity. The transcript is spliced from 2 exons. Gene Ontology annotation, cellular component: plasma membrane. Gene Ontology annotation, biological process: transmembrane transport; inositol metabolic process; myo-inositol transport. NCBI's taxonomy places the organism in Eukaryota, Metazoa, Chordata, Mammalia, Artiodactyla, Balaenopteridae. The record is from RefSeq and is a predicted model, not a curated record. The coding region runs from base 7446 to 9602 and encodes 718 amino acids.